Acanthopagrus latus (yellowfin seabream) is the source of this 12849-nucleotide messenger RNA. It is a transcript of the gene chd7, whose product is annotated as chromodomain helicase DNA binding protein 7. Gene Ontology annotation, molecular function: ATP-dependent chromatin remodeler activity; ATP binding; protein binding. The coding region runs from base 638 to 10582 and encodes 3314 amino acids. Lineage: Eukaryota; Metazoa; Chordata; Actinopteri; Spariformes; Sparidae. The record is from RefSeq and is a predicted model, not a curated record. The transcript is spliced from 41 exons.
GUAUAACUUGAAUAAAGACCGAGAUGAGGGAAUCGUUCCUUCAUACGGAACGACGUGCGAAAUGCCGCUGAUAGGCUAAUUAGCCGUGCUAGCCGCUGGAGGUUAGCCCAGCGCUAGGACACAGAAGUUCAGCUAGCCUGUUAGCCAGUUCUCAUCCCUAUUGUGUACAGGCGACGACCACUUAUCGCCCACCCCCACCAUUAUCCCCGAGCAAGCUUCUAAUCUGCUCGGGGCGGUUAUCACUCGGUGUAUAGCUCUUGGCCAAGAAAAUUAACUUUAUUUAUCUUUCGCUUCACUUUUAGUCGAGGUUAGCAGGUAAAGUCACGCGACGUCUUUUCCGCGUUUUAGCUUUUGUUAAGAACGCUUGCUUGCGGUUUACAUUCUGUCCGGUGACCGAAGUUUUGCGGCCACUCCGGCUACACUUGAUACUCGAUGUGGACGGGACAAAACACAGCUCGGAACACCUGCCGCUGCCCUUGUAUCCUGUAAGAGAUGUGUUGCCGGAACUAUCGAUAGGAACCUAAAUGAGGACCAUGGAGUAGCAGGCUUAAUAUUAGCAGCUAGCUGAUUAGCUCCUCACUGCACAACACACCCCCCUCCAUCCAGUCCCCUCCAACUCUAGGCCUCCCUAGCAGCCAUGGCAGACCCUGGGAUGUUGAGUUUAUUUGGGGACGAUGCAGGGCUGUUCUCAGAUGGAUUAGAUGGUUUAGGAGACUGCUUUCCUCAGCAGCCUACUCCUGCCCAGUCCAACCCGCUGGCCCAGCAGACUAAUCCCUCUCUAAACCACGAGCACCAGGGAAACCGAGGUUUUCACCAGGGGAUGAUCCAUGGCACUGGGCCUGGCCCAGGGCAGCCUAAAUUGGGGCAGAUGUACGAUCACGGCCCCUUCACCGGCUAUGAUCAACCUGGUGCCCCGGGAGGACGCAUGAUGGCUCAGAAUGGUCCCAGCCAGGCGGCACCAAACGUGAACACAGCCAUGAAUGGCAUGGCUUCCCACUACCAUAAUAACCCAGCUAACGCUAGCAACCCCCAUCAUGGGUACCCAGGUGAUGCUACAGGAGCAGGGGGUGGGGGUGCAGGUGGCGUUUGGGGCCAGCAGCAACAGAACAGAUCAGCUUAUCAGCAGCCUCCAGCACAACCAGGAGGUGGCCCCAACCAGAUGGGGGGUUACCAGAUGUCUCAAGGCAACUAUGGUGGAAUGCAGGGCCCACCUACAUCCACAGCAGCUCGCAUGAACCAACACUACCCUCCACAGAGCAUGGCACCCCCCUCUGCUCAGGAUGCAUCUCACUACCUGGGACAUGUUGGAAUUGGGGGGGCCCAAAUGAGACAGCCGCCACCACAGCAGCAACCCCAGGGCUAUCCCAACAUGGGCCAUACAUCCAGAUACCCACCCUCCCCUUCCCGACAGCCUCCACACCCCCACCAGCACCAACAGGGCAUGGGGGGGUUUGGUGGUGGCCAAUACCCAGGCUAUCAGGGCCAGUAUGCAGCCAUGGGACCUGGGAUGGGCCAGGGUGCUAGUGCAAAUGUUAAUGCUAACACCAGCCAGGCCAUGGGACCAGGGCAAAUUGGCCAGAGGUUUAACCAGGGAUCAGGCCAGGGAGCUGGGCAACAGGGGCAGCGAUAUCCCCCUGGACCACCACACCAAUCACAGCCCCAUCAGACCCAUUCUGUCCCUCUUCAGCAGCAGGCAGGGCAGCAGGGCCAGCCUAUGCACCCCCUAAACCACCCCCAGAAUCUGCCCCAGUCUCAGAACCAGCCCCAGUCCCACCUUGCCCCCCCAUCUCAGGGAUCUUACCCCUCCCCCUCAUCCAUGUCCCCCAUGCGGGUAAUGGGAACCCCAACUCCUCCUCCCCAACAGGGCAGACCUCCUAGUGCAGGAGUAACUGGAACCCCAGAGGUUGCAGGAUACACAUCCAUGCAGUCUCCACCCAAUGCUUUGGCCCAUCCACAGAGAACUCCCCAAACUCCUCUGUCCACCCAACACCAGCAGCCCCACAGCCUGCCCCCUAAUGCAGGACAGAUGUAUCCUGGCAUCGGGCUGCAGCGUGGUCCACAAUUGGGUCCAAGCAGGCCUCAGAUCCAGCAGCAGCAAGGGCCUCAUGAAGCUCCAGUCAGCCAGACUGGAGAACAGCGUCAUCUCCAGCCCCAGCAGCAGGCCUCUCGAAGCGGGCAGCCCCAGCAGCCCACUCCCAUGGGUUUCCAGGGUCCAACUACCACUCAACAUGGUGUUCAAGCCCCAAGCCAGGGCCUAGCACCACCAGCCCAGAAUGCUCAGACGCAGCACACACACCUGCCCCCCCAACACCUUGCCCCUACCCCAAACCAGGCCCCCCACCCAUGGGCGUCUCUGCCACCAGCCUCCCAUCUAGUCUCCUCACCCCCUCUUACUCCACAGAAAGUGCCUCACAUACAGCAUUCCCCCACUGACCCGUCAGGCGAUGCCUCAAUGAUGGUUCCUGACAGGCUGCCAGUCGGCACUGGUGCCCCCGGCCAGCCUAUCAGCACAGAGCAUCCCAGCGACCAGGAGACCAAGCCAAAAAAGAAGAGGAAGAAGAAGGCAAAAGUAGUGGACAAAGAGGAAGAAGAGGGAGGAAAGAAGGCUGAAGGAGAGGAAGGCAAGUCUGAAAUUCCUGGGACAGGAAGUGAUACGGGUCAACAGGCUACUGGUACAGGAAUUGUAGAGGGGAAUUCAACACCCUUGGAGGAGAAGAAAAAACGAAAAAAGAAACCAAAGGAGAAGACGGAGCCCAAGGAGCCCAAGACGCCCAAGACACCCAAAACACCAAGGACCCCCAAAGAGCCCAAGGAGAAGAAAACCAAGAGUUCCAAGACCAAGACCCCCAAGAAAACCAGCAGUAAGAAGGUUGAGGUUGAGGGCGGAGCUAGCAUUGCUAAGAAGGAUCCCAAGAGGAAGAGAGAGUGCUCUGUCAGCGAUGAUGUGGAGGUGAAGUCUCCACCCCCCUCACCUCCUGAAGAUGAAGAUGAUGAUGGUGUACAGAAGCGUCGUUCCAGCCGUCAGGUGAAGAGAAAGAGGUACACAGAGGAUCUGGAGUUCAGGAUCUCAGACGACGAUGACAGCGCCAACGACUCACCAGCACCUAAGUCCCCUUCACAACAGGCUGAGGCUGAGGGGCCUGUUGUGGAGAAGAUCAUGGGCCUGCGCACUGCAAAGAAACAGCUGGAGUCAGGGAAUGAAGUGGAGGUGGAGGAGUUCUAUGUCAAGUUCAAGGGCUUUUCGUAUCUCCACUGUCGCUGGGCAGAUCUGGAGGAGCUGGAGAAGGACAAGAGAAUACACCAGAAGGUCAAGAGGUUUAGGGCCAAGCAACAACUCAACAGCUUCAUAACUGAGAUGGAUGAUGAGCCUUUUAACCCGGACUAUGUUGAGGUUGACCGUGUCCUGGACGUCUCAGAGAGCACAGAUGAAAACGGAGAGACGGUGACUUUGUAUUUGGUGAAGUGGUGCAGUCUGCCUUACGAAGACUCCACCUGGGAGCUGAAGUCCGACAUCGACCAGUCCAAGAUAGAGGAAUAUGAACACAUCGCAGCACGCACACCCAACACUAAGAGAGUGGAUCGGCCGCCAGCAGCUGACUGGAAAAAGCUGGAAGGCUCCAGGGAUUACAGGAACAGCAACGCACUCAGGGAAUACCAGCUGGAGGGCCUCAACUGGCUUACCUUCAACUGGUACAACUCACGUAACUGUAUCUUGGCCGAUGAGAUGGGUCUAGGAAAGACCAUCCAGUCCAUUACAUUCCUCUAUGAGAUUUACAUGAAGGGCAUUCAGGGGCCAUUCCUGGUCAUUGCCCCACUUUCCACCAUCCCAAACUGGGAGAGGGAGUUCAGGACCUGGACCGAGCUCAAUGCAGUGGUCUAUCACGGCAGCCAGGCCAGCCGCAAGACCAUCCAGGCCUACGAGAUGUACUACAGAGAGGCACAGGGUAAAAUAAUUAAGGGAGUGUAUCGGUUCCACGCGGUCAUAACGACCUUUGAGAUGAUUCUGACUGACUGUCCAGAGCUUCGCAGCGUGCCAUGGCGCUGUGUGGUGAUAGAUGAGGCCCACCGCCUCAAAAACCGAAACUGCAAACUACUGGAAGGACUCAAGAUGAUGGACAUGGAGCACAAAGUUCUGUUGACAGGAACUCCUCUCCAGAACACGGUGGAGGAGCUCUUCAGCUUACUUAACUUCCUGGAGCCUGAGCGGUUCCCAUCUGAACAGACAUUCAUGACUGAAUUUGGAGACCUUAAGACUGAAGAACAGGUUCAGAAACUGCAAGGUAUUCUGAAGCCCAUGAUGUUGAGAAGACUGAAGGAGGACGUGGAAAAAAAUCUGGCCCCUAAAGAAGAGACCAUCAUUGAGGUGGAGCUGACCAACAUCCAGAAGAAAUACUAUCGGGCCAUUUUGGAGAAGAAUUUCACCUUCCUGUCCAAAGGAGGCACAGGAGGAGGCGGCGGUGGAGGAGGUGGAGGAGGCGGCGGAGGAUCCAGUGUCCCCAACCUCCUCAACACCAUGAUGGAGCUGAGGAAAUGCUGCAACCACCCCUACCUCAUUAAUGGAGCAGAGGAGAAGAUCGCAGAGGAGUUCAGGGACUCCCACGGGACAGACGUAGCAGAUAUGGCACUCCAAGCCAUGAUCCAGGCCGCUGGCAAGCUGGUGCUCAUUGACAAGCUGCUGCCCAAACUGAAGGCUGGCGGACACAGAGUCCUGGUGUUCAGUCAGAUGGUCCGUUGUCUGGACAUCCUGGAGGACUACCUCAUCCAGAAACGAUAUCCAUAUGAACGUAUUGACGGCAGAGUUCGUGGUAACCUGCGCCAGGCAGCCAUCGAUCGCUUCUCCAGACCAGAUUCAGACCGCUUUGUCUUCCUGCUAUGUACAAGAGCUGGAGGACUGGGUAUCAACCUGACUGCAGCAGAUACCUGCAUCAUCUUUGACUCUGACUGGAAUCCUCAGAAUGACCUGCAGGCUCAGGCCAGGUGUCAUCGUAUUGGCCAGUCCAAGGCGGUCAAGAUCUACCGUCUGAUCACCAGGAACAGCUACGAGAGGGAGAUGUUUGACAAGGCCAGUCUUAAGCUGGGGCUCGACAAGGCCGUGCUUCAGAGCAUGAGUGGACGAGAGAAUGCCAAUAGUGGGGUCCAACAAUUGUCCAAGAAGGAGAUCGAGGACCUUCUAAGAAAGGGAGCGUAUGGAGCUCUGAUGGAUGAAGAAGACGAAGGCUCCAAAUUCUGUGAGGAAGACAUCGACCAGAUCCUCCAGAGACGAACACACACCAUCACCAUUGAGUCUGAGGGCAAGGGCUCCACCUUUGCUAAGGCCAGUUUUGUUGCAACAGGUAACCGGACAGACAUUUCUCUUGAGGAUCCAGACUUCUGGCAGAAAUGGGCCAAGAAGGCCGAGCUGGACCUGGAUGCCAUUAACGGACGGAACACACUGGUGAUUGACACACCAAGGGUGAGGAAGCAGACACGGCACUACAGCAGCGUCAAAGAGGACGAGAUGCUGGAGUUCUCUGAGCUGGAGAGCGAAGACGACGAGCCAAGCAAACCAUCUUCCAAACCACGACGACCCCAAGACAAAACCCAGGGCUACCCUCGAUCUGAAUGCUUCAGAGUGGAGAAGAACCUGCUGGUCUACGGGUGGGGUAGGUGGAGUGACAUCCUCGCUCAUGGUCGCUUCAAGCGCCCCCUGAAGGAGGUGGAUGUGGAAACGAUCUGCCGAGCCCUCCUUGCCUAUUGCCUGCUGCAUUACCGUGGCGAUGAGAACAUCAAGAGCUUCAUCUGGGACCUUAUCGCCCCAAGUGAAGAUGGGACCACCAAGACGCUGACAAACCACUCUGGUCUCUCUACCCCAGUCCCUCGAGGCAGGAAGGGCAAGAAGGGGAAGCCCCAGGCCCCACCUCCACAGACUCCACGAGCUGAUUGGCUGCACAGCUGCAAUCCUGACCACUUGCUGCAAGAGGAUAGCUACAAGAGACACCUCAAACAUCACUGUAACAAGGUGCUGCUGAGGGUAAGGAUGCUGUAUUAUCUGCGACAGGAAGUAAUCGGUGACCAGGCUGAGCGCAUCCUGGAAGGAGCUGACUCCAGUGAGCUGGAUAUCUGGAUCCCCCAGCCAUUCCAUGCCGAGGUCCCAGCUGACUGGUGGGACAGCAACGCAGAUAAAGCCCUGCUCAUCGGUGUCUUCAAACACGGCUAUGAGAAGUACAACUCGAUGCGAGCUGACCCCACCCUGUGUUUCUUGGAGAAGGUGGGCAUGCCAGACGCCAAGGCUAUCGCCGCUGAGCAGAGGGGUUCCGACAUGAUGGCAGAUGGCGUCGAGGGUGAGGAUGAGGAUCCAGAGUACAAACCCCUGCGGAUGCCUUUCAAAGAUGAUAUGGAUGACUUCACCAAUUCUCCACUGGAUGACAAAGAUGAAACGGUGGAAGGUGAAGCCGAAGCUAAAUCCGGUGAAAACGGUCAAAGUGUGCCCACUGUAGAUGGAGCUUCAGGCUCCAACGAGCGUCUGUAUUGGCCAGCAGCCUCAGCUCUGACUGCCCGUCUGCGUCGACUCAUCACGGCCUACCAGCGCUCCAACCGCAGAGAGCAGCUCCGUCAAGAGGCCCUCAACCGGCCCGAUGGUCGCAGGCGACGACGCAGGGAAUUCCUGCCUUCCAUCACCAUGGUUACAGAUACAGGAGGAGGGGCAGCAUACAUCCAAGAUGCACCAGGAGUGUUCAUGGCAGAAGGAAACCCAUAUCUGGCUAAAGGAGGUGCUUACUUUGCCAAAGGUGGGCAGUUCAUGGCAGAGGCAUCACCAGUGAUUACUGCCAGCACUCUGAUGGCUGAUGGAGCCAUGUACUACAAGGAGAGAAGACAAAGAUGGACUCGUCGCGAGGAGGCUGAUUUCUACCGUGUGGUGUCCACCUUCGGAGUCGUCUUUGACACCCAGUGCCAGAAAUUUGACUGGACACAGUUUAGAGCCUUUGCUCGACUCGACAAGAAAACGGAUGAGAGCUUGGAGAAAUAUUACUUCUCAUUCAUUGCCAUGUGUAAACGUGUCUGCAGAAUGCAGGUCAAGACUGAAACAGAACUUCCUGACCCUACUCUGAUCAUUGACCCCAUCACGGAGGAGCGUGCUUCUCGUACACUGUACCGCAUCGAGCUGCUCCGCCGCAUCCGAGAGCAGGUUCUCCCUCAUCCGCAGCUCUCUGAGCGUCUCAAGCUCUGCCAGCCCUCCCCUGAUCUCCCAGAGUGGUGGGAGUGUGGCCGCCAUGACCAGGACCUCCUCCUGGGAGCCUCUAAGCAUGGUGUAAGCCGGACAGAUUAUCACAUUUUAAACGACCCUGCUUUAGCCUUUCUGGAGGCACACCAGCGCUUUACCAAUCAGCCAGGGGUUGGGGUUUGCGUGGGAGCCCAGGGAGAGAUCCGAAAAGCUGGGAUGGGGGCAGCAGAAAGUACCCCUACAGCCGUCCUCACCCCCGCAGAGCUGGAAAGUGCAGCCACUGCUGCUAAGAUUGCUGUUAAAGCAGUUAAAGAGGAGGAGGGAGAAGGGAAGGAGGUGAAAACUGAGGAAGGGAAGCCAGAGAUGGAGGAGAAAAUGGAUACAGAGGGAGGAGAUGCCAACGACAUUCCAUGUACCAAGUCUGAAACUGCUGAUGAACCAAAGGCAAAUCAGGAAGAGGUUAGAGAAGGGAAAGACGAAACCACUGCUUCAGCGAAGGAGGAGGUGAAGACAGAAGAAGAGAUCCAUCCCAAAGUAGAAAAAGAGGAGCAGGAAGAGACUGAAGAGGAGAAUAGUACAGAAAGAGAGAAGACUUCCAAGCCAGCGGAUGACCAAGUCAAAGACUUUACAGAAGAGAAACCUCUUCCCUGUGAGUCUUCUGUGCACCAGAAAGAGAUGAAGGCUGAGCUCCCAGAACAUCAUGAAACCUCUCCUGAAGCACAGCCAGGCAACAAGACUACAGAGGAGGAAGACAGAGAAGGGAAGGAGAACCCUGAGUCUCCUAAAUCUCUCAAGUCAGCUGACACAGAAAAAAGCCCAGAGGAACAAGAUGAAGAGAGGAUGGAUGAGGAUGACAAGUCGGAGAAAUCCUCCCAGCCUGAAACGAGUGCUGUUUUAGAGCAGAAGAACUUUGAUGAGGAGAGUAUGGCAUCUGUGAGCACAUCGACCCAAAACGAAACCAGAGAUGGGUUCUGUCCCGAAGACAUGCCGGAAACGUCUACACUGCAGGCCUUACAGGAGCGCUCCUAUGGUUUCUCUUUCUGGCCUAAGGAUCGAGUGAUGAUCAACAGGAUGGAUAACAUCUGCGAGGCCGUCCUUAAAGGCAAGUGGCCUGUCAACAGACGCCACAUCUUUGACUUCCCCAGCAACUUGUUGCCAGGACAUGGCUCCACGGUAACCGCAGCGACCGUAGCCACGGCGACUGAGAGCCCACUGCAGAGACGGAGCCUGGCCCAGCUGACGAUGGCUGGCAUCCAUACACCCUACAGUGGGAGUGAAGAUAAAACACAAUCCCCACAGGUUCAUGAGGAUGCUCUGAGCCUGACGGUACCUCGACAGAGGAGGAGGAGGAGGAGGAAGAUUGAGAUCGAGGCGGAGAGGGCAGCCAAGAGACGUAACUUGAUGGAGAUGGUGGCUCAGCUGAGAGAGACCCAUGCUGCUUCAGAAUCCCAGAGCCAGGCGAUAGACCUCACCAAGGGUGUGCAUCAUCACCACAAGGCCUCUCCCUCAUUAACUGGCUUUCCCAGUGCCCUGGUGACAAGCCCCUCCCUCAAAGCUCAGAUGGACUUGUUGCAGCAAGCCUCACCCUCUGCACACAGAGCCAAUGGUUCAAUGGAGGCUGACCUGCCAAUCAUGAGGCGAAGGCGGGGCCGCAGGAAAAAUGUAGAGGGCAUGGAACUGCUGUUCAUGGGCAACAAGAGAGCAGGAGGGGAUGAUCCUGAGGAGACAAAGAUGUCAGGGGUUGAGGGUGUUCAGGGUCCUGCCCGUGCCCAGAGACCCCUCACCGUCCUCGAGCAGGGCCCCAGUGCCAGAUCUCGGGCCUCCAGCAGUGUAGAGGAGGAAGGGCCAGCAGUUUCUAAUAAAGAGCUGGGAGAGUGGCUGAGACGGCACCCAACAUACACCAUGGACAUGGCUGGAUUUACACCAAAGAGUGAGGACUUACUGCUGUCUCAGUUUGCUAAGCCCAAACAGAAGCGUCACCGCUGUCGAAACCCCAACAAGAUUGACAUCAACACCCUGACUGGAGAAGAGAGGGUGCCUGUGGUCAACAGACGCAAUGGACGCAAGAUGGGGGGGGCCAUGGCUCCACCAAUGAAAGAUCUUCCCAGAUGGUUGCUGGAGAAUCCAGAGUUUUCUAUUGCCCCUGAUUGGACAGAGAUUGUCAAACAGUCGGGUUUCCUCCCAGAAGCCAUGUUCGACCGCCUUCUGACUGGUCCUGUAGUAAGGGAGGAGGGUGUCCGUCGUCGGGGACGACGACCCAAAUCUGAGAUUGCCAAGGCGGCGGCCGCUGCCCAGGCAGCAGCAGCUCAGGCUGCCCAGGCAUCACUGGCCUCUGCUGCUUCAUCUGCAGGAGGCAUCAACCCUCUGCUGCUGAACAGUCUGUUCGGAGGGAUGGACCUGUCGUCCCUUCAGAGCCUCCAGUCUCUCCAGUUGGCUGCUGGUCUGAUGGCCUUCCCUCCACCCACUGACCCCAAGCAGGCUGCUGCAAGCGCCGCCGCCGCCGCCUCCAUGCUGCCCCUCAUGCUGCCCGGCAUGGGAGGCCUGCCCAACAUGGCUGCCGCCCUCCCCAAUAUGUUCAGCCUAGGUGGACUGUUUGGUGGUAGCUUGACGACAGCCGCUACAGCACAAUCCAACUCAGCUGUCGCCAUUGCAUCAGGAAACACCAAUGGAACAAUGGAAGGAGAGAGUGACGAGACAGUGAAGGCAAAGAAGAAGAGAGAGGGAGAGGAAAAAGAGGAUGGAGAAAAUUGUGAGGAGGAGCAGGAGGAGUCUGUGGAGGAGGGAGAAGUGAAGAAGUCAAAAAAGAAGAAGGAGGGAGCAGCAGAGAAAAUGGAGAAAUCAGUUAAUAAUGCCGCUGCAGCUCCCCAGAUCCCAGCUGCUGAUUCAUCAGCUGAGGCAAACAUCAACGGUGAUGCAGCAGCCCUGUUAGCUGCAGCCGGCAUGUCUGCCAAUUCUCUAGCAUUCAACCCAUUCCUCCUCUCCACCAUGGCUCCAGGCCUUCUCUACCCCUCCAUGUUCCUACCUCCAGCCCUCGGGGGGCUCAGCCUGCCUGGCUUCCCCACCGCCACCACCCUCGCCGAGCUGCAAAGCGCCAUGGCCGGUGCGCUGGGGGGCAACAUCAUGACCAUGAACCCCCAGAGAGAAGAGAAAAAAGGAGGAACGAAAGCUACAGGAGCGGAGGAGGAGGAGGGGGAGGAGGAGGAGGAGGAAGAAGAGGAAGAGGAGGAGGAGGAAGAAGGUGGAGAGAGUGACUUGGCUGAGGAAAAGGAGGGUGAAGUGGAGGAGGAGACAAGAGGUGAGGUUUCAGCCCUGGAGGAUGGAGGAGAGGAGGAGGAGGAGGAGGAGAAGGCAGCGUCUCCACAGAAGGACGAGAGUGACUGAAAUCAAACACAGAACUGACUGGCCUCAGACAUUUCCUCACCUCAGAUCUCUCUCGCUCCUCCCCCUCACCACGUUUACACACCACCACCAGAAAUAUCCAAACUAGUAUGAAUUUUUUUCCUUUACAUUGUUGUUGGUGAUUUCUCUCACUCUUGUUUUGCUUUUGUUUUUUUGGCCAGCUAUAUUAAAUCAGAGAGGACGAGGUGUGUGAGUUAAGUUCAAUCUCUCUGAUCGAUUCUGUAGUCAGGGAAAUCCACAAAUCUUCAAAGACUGUUUUUCUCUCUGGUUGGCCUGUGUGCACUGUGAACGGUGCACCCUCACUUUUCUCUCCCACAAUCCCUCAAAUAGGACUUCACGAGGUUCCAAUAGUACUAUUAUUAUUGUUAUUAUUAUUAUUAUUAUUAUUAUUAUUAUUAUUAUUAUUAUUAUUGCUGCUUUCAGCUCUGAGAUCUUUAUUUUAUAUUUCUGCUUCCUCCUUCUUCGUCUGGACUGUUUUGUUGUUGGUUAUUGGCAGCAUCUCAUCUGAAGGAGGAGAAAUGCCCACUAGCAGCUUUUUUUCUAACAUCAGUUCUCAAAAAACAGCAUUACAGCUAAUCCAGCUGUCUGUCUGACAAAGCUGCUACAAAAGGGAUUGUGGGUAAUGGAGUUGAUUGAGCUGUUUUGUUUCAGAGCAGGUUUUAAGUUCUCACAUAUCAGACCAGGUUGACUCUAAGGAGGAAAACGAAACUAGACUGGCCUAAAACUCAGUCUCACACACUGACUACCACAACACACACACAUCCCAACACAUGCUUGGUCAUCAGCUGCACACACAUGCACACUCACACCUUUAGUUUUUCAAGUCCACCACUACACACACUAACCUCUCUAACCCUCUCUGUUUUGUGACUGUUUCUGGGUGGACUCGUCCUUGCAGCUGUUUUCCUUUUGAGUUUGUGUGUGUGCUUGUGCGUGUAAGCAUGCAUGCUGAAUCAAUAUCAUUAAUCCCAGUCCCACACUGUUUGAAUACCAGUCUUGAAUCUUUCCACUGCCACAUCUGAAUCCUGUCCCUCUCCCUCUUUGCCGGCGGCUGGUUUUGGCUCAUGGGUGGCAGGAGGGCUGGUCUGCCCCCAGUCAGGCCUUCUGAUUGGUCCACUUCAUGCCACCAGAACCAGCCAUCGCUGUUUGGAGGUUUCUGUGAAUGGGUUCGGAGCGGUGGUCCACACAGGGAUGUGUUGUUUCAGGUUUAUUCUUUAAAGGGGGCACAUGAGAUGGUCGAUUUUCCCGGUCACUGCCACGUUGAAAUACUUUUUUAUUCUUAUUUGUAUUGUUUUCCUUCAUAUCCCGGUAGCUUCAGACCAAGUGCUGCUCCCUAGUGACCCUCUCUUUAAAGACUGUUUCUCUAGUCACACACACUGACACCAGGCCUGGCCUAAACAGGACUGAGACGCAAUUUCAACAGAGUUGGAAAUUCACAAGUUUCUGUAUGAAGUUCAACUCUGGUCGUUGAGUGUUGAAUACUUGAAAAGUGCGAGUGGUGCUUGAUAUGUUUCUAUUUCUAAGGCCAGUUUAAGUGUCUGAAAUAAAUCAAGUGCCGCCAGUAGUUCAAACAUUUGAAAGUACAUUCGAACACACACUGUGGCCAGGUCUCAUUAACAUUUGCUAUCACAGCCAGCCCAGCAGAUGCAGAGAGGGAGAACUGGGAGAGCGGGAGGGGGAGAGAUCUUUGUUGGCCCUCGGAGCCACCCUCCCUGUCAGAGCCCCUCGUUCUCCUCUCUAAUGCUGAGACAGCAAUAACCAAGGCAGCUUUUGAAUGUUCCAACAUCACUCUCCACACACACACAGACACACACAGACACACACACACACACACACACACACACACACUAUAUGAAUAACCACAAGUGUCGUAUGAAUAGAAAAACAAAACUAAAACUGUAAAUGAUGACAAAGAAGUACUGCAAUCAAUUUUGUCUCACUCUGUUCCUGUUGAUGCACUGGUGUUAAAGAGUUAAAAUAAUCAGGUACCUUUAUUACUUAGCUACUUUUCUUGAAAAAAUGGACUUUUUGUUACUUUUAGCCAGCAAGCUGAAGAGCAUUACCUCAAAAUUCUUAUCUAGCCUUGAAGUUUACAGACAUACCAUGUAAAUGUUUUGUUUUUUCCCUCUUUUUUUUUUUUUUGGUGUUUGUCGUUUUUGUUUUGUUUUUUUGGAGACAUCAUGUAUGAUGAAUUGUAGCUAUGAUGCUUUUAAUAAAAGUGAAUCAUGAUAUUCGCCUAGGAAACCAAA